UAGAAGCUCACUUUUUAAUGCCACGUCUGUUUGGUUUUGUUUAGGAUCUUAUUUUUUUCCACACGAUUUUGCAAGUCAGAGGCACUUAUGAAGUGAACUUUAAAAUGGACUCUACUGGACACUGGAAAAAACACACACUUUUAUUGUUUCAUUUUCUGGUGUUUAAUACUACUUCCUCACAUGAGCCUUCACCUGGAGAUACAGUGAAUGUGAGCAGUGAGAGGCAGGAAACGCUUGCCUCCCGGUAUUAUACAUCUGACGGCUUACACUCCCAUAGCAGAUGGCGAACACAGAUUGCUCUCUCCAAAACUGUUUAUUCAUUUGAAGUGAAAGAAGACACAGUACCUGGGACAGUUGUGGGAAAAUUGGAAACCGUGUCGGAGAGUUUCACUCGUAUCACAUACUCAGUGCAGGAGGAUGACGGAGAGAACCUGUUCCUCCUCAGCCCCUUCUCGGGGGAGUUCCUAUUAUCCCGCAGCCUGGAUUUCGAAGCACAAAGAUUCUUCAUCCUCACUUUGGUGGUGCAGCUGGGCAACUCACAGGGAUCCGAUGUCAGGGUGUACUUCAACGUGUUAGAUGUGAACGACAACCCCCCUGUUUUCAGUCAGGAUACCUUUCCUGCGUCACUUCUGGAAGACACUCGGGUGGGCACUUGCUUCCUGUCCUUGGAUGUGUCAGAUAACGAUGAUGGUGACAAUGGAGACUUGAAACUAAGAGUGGUUGGUGGAGAUGAGGAGGAAGUGUUCUUCAUAAACACAGCUGGCGCUUUGUGCCUGAACACAGAGUUAGACAGAGAGAGACAACCCCGCUACGAUCUGAUUGUGACAGCCAAUGACCGUGUCCAGCCUGUGUCGUUACAGUUCACCAGCACGGCACAUGUUAUUGUUGUGGUUGAUGAUGUCAAUGACAACGCUCCAUUGUUUGUGUCAGCCAAAAUAGUCAACAUACCAGAGGACACUGCACUUCAUUCUGUUAUAAUGACUGUGCGUGCUGAGGAUGAAGACAUUGGAUCCAACGGGGAAGUUUUAUAUUAUUUGAACAACACUUCUGGUGGCGAGUUUAGCAUCGAUAACAGGAGUGGAAAAAUAUACCUGGAGGAGGCAUUAGACAGAGAAAAGGUAGAAACCCUGACUAUUACUAUAACAGCCACUGAUGCAGGCUCACCCAGAAUGGCAACCAAUAUGAAUGUCACGGUGCACGUUGAGGACGUUAAUGACCAUGACCCAGAGUUCUCUCAGAGCACCUACAGCGUGACAAUCAGAGAGGACAUCCCCAGAGGAACAAGCCUGUUCCAGGUACAGGCUCUUGAUCGAGACAUUGGGACAAAUGGACAAGUUGGGUACAUACUGACCCAGGAGAGCCCGUUUGUGGCGGACGCGGUUCGAGGUGUCAUCACAGUCAUGGACAAACUGGACAGGGAGAGGGAUUCAAACUACACCUUAAUCAUAACAGCUGUAGAUAAGGGGAAUGCACUCAGAUCUGCCACUGCUGUUGUGAGUAUCACAGUGCUGGAUGUCAAUGACUUUGCACCCCUCUUUACUCCACAAACACUGACCAUGCAUGUCGCAGAGAAUGAUGAGGACCCCGCUCAGCGCACACGUCAGGUAUCAGCUUUGGAUGAAGAUGUAGGCGUCAACAGCCAGCUGACCUAUUUUAUACAGAAAGGAAAUGGUGACGGUUUGUUCUCCAUCACUCCCAGUGGCACGUUACAUAUUUUACAUAGCCUGGACAGAGAGAGGGAAUCAUCUUACUUCGUCAAUAUCGUUGCUGUUGACUCAGGAUUGCCACCUCUAACAGGAACUCUAACCAUACUCGUCAUAGUGGAUGAUGUCAAUGAUAACUGUCCAGAGUUUACUCAGGAAGUCUUCAACACCAUAGUGUCUGAGGACAGCCCCCCAGGCACCGUGUUUGCCAUCAUAACUGCAGCUGACAUUGAUGAGGGAAUCAGUGGGGAAAUAAGAUAUUCCGUGGAGAACCUUAAUGUGCCUUUUGACAUUGAAGAAACAUCGGGAGAGCUGUGUACAACCGAUGUCCUGGACAGGGAGACAGUAGCCCUUUACAGGUUGAUGGUGAUUGGCAGUGAUGGGCAUCCGACUCAUCCUUUGUCAAACUCAGUGCUUGUUAACGUUCUCAUUGGAGAUAUUAACGACCACUGGCCCCAGUUUAUGAACAGCCCCUAUGUGGCCUAUGUGCCCACUGAGAUGGCUCCAGGUUCAGUUGUUUGUGCAGUAAGAGCAACAGAUGGAGAUAUUGACAUGAACGCAGAACUGCUUUUUUCGUUGUUUGGACCAAGUUCAGAUCUGUUUUCCAUCCAUCCACACAGCGGCACUGUAUUCACUUCAAGUGCUCUCUGGAGAACGGAAGAUAUGAUUGUCAGUGUGCAUGUGGAAGAUGCUGGAGAAAAUCCCAAAUCUGACAUCACUACUGUCAGCGUUCGGUUUCAGAACGUCUCUGAGUUUCCAGAGAUGACUGUGGAUGUUCUGAGGGGUUUCCUUCCUGAGGACGAGCCAGUGGGAACAUCAGUUGCGGUUUUCUCUGCGGCGAGCGUCAGAGCUGAUCCAGUCUCCUUUUAUCUGGCUUCUGGAAACUUUGAAGACAUGUUUCAUGUGGAGCAGUUGAGUGGAGCGUUGACGGUGGAGAACCCUCUGGAUUAUGAGAGAAAAAAGGAACUUACCUUGUUAAUAGAAGCCAGAGACUCUGGCUCGCCUCCUUUCUCAUCAUUUGCAGAAAUUCACAUAAACAUCAGUGAUGUAAAUGAUAACUUCCCUCAGUUCACCCAAGCCGAGUACAGGUGUGAAGUUUUUGAGAACUCCCCGCCAUCAUGGGUUUGUGAUGUUCUCGCCAUUGACGCUGACUCAGGCAGUUACGGAGUCAGUGGAGUCCACUGUGAGGAGCACAGUUAUGGCUUUGAGGAGCUGUCCUUCAUGGAGUUUCCCCCGUUGGAUCGCAGGACUAAUUUAAUCUCACUAGAGUUUGCUACAGUGCAGAGGAACUCCCUGCUCCUGUACAACCCUGGAGGACUAUCCAGCAGGGAGUUCAUUGCACUGGAGAUACUGAAUGGGUCCAUCCAUCUCUCUUAUGACCUGGGCUCAGGACCCGUGAGGCUGCAGACACACAAGCAGGUGGCCGAUGGAUAUUUCCAUAGUGUCACUGCCAGGAGGAUUGGGAACAUGGGUUCUUUGCAUGUGGACAACUGCACAGAUAUUGAGAACAAUGGAUUUUGCUUUUCACGGAGUGAUGGCAAUAGCUUAAAGAGAACACUAGAUGUUGGCAGUAAUAUGACGUUCGGAGGAACAAGGACUUUUGAAUCCAUCUUACUGCUUCCUGCUCAGAUAAAAACCCAUGACUUUGUUGGAUGUAUUCGUAACAUUUAUGUGAAUGGCAUCCUGCUGAGCCCUUCAAAGGCCCUUGCAAAAUAUAACAUCCUUGAUAGGUAA
Cyclopterus lumpus (lumpfish) is the source of this 3437-nucleotide messenger RNA. RefSeq names its product protocadherin Fat 4-like. Gene Ontology annotation, biological process: homophilic cell-cell adhesion. Bases 105 to 3437 code for a protein of 1110 amino acids. NCBI's taxonomy places the organism in Eukaryota, Metazoa, Chordata, Actinopteri, Perciformes, Cyclopteridae. The transcript has 11 exons. Gene Ontology annotation, cellular component: plasma membrane. The record is from RefSeq and is a predicted model, not a curated record. Gene Ontology annotation, molecular function: calcium ion binding.